AAAAAAAAGACAGAGUACCGUCUUCGUCUUCGUCUUCUUCACCAGCUACGGCCGUAAAACCAUCAAUGGCGACGGAGUCGCCGAGCUCUGUUCGGAAAGUUGUUGUUCAUCUAAGAGCUACUGGAGGUGCUCCUAUACUCAAACAAUCUAAGUUCAAGAUUCCAGGGACUGAUAAAUUUGCAAAAGUGAUUGACUUUCUAAGAAGACAGCUCCAUUCUGACUCAUUGUUUGUCUAUGUGAAUAGUGCUUUCUCGCCGAAUCCUGAUGAGUCAGUGAUUGAUCUUUACAGUAACUUUGGAUUUGACGGUAAACUGGUGGUCAACUAUGCUUGCUCCAUGGCAUGGGGAUAAAAAAACCGAAUACUACAGAAUUCUCAAGCUCUCAUUCUGGUUUCUUCAAUUAGAUAAGUUUUUUUGAACCAAAAUCUAAGUCACAUCUUUACAUAACUGAAGAUGAUGAGUGAAUCCUAUAUAUGAGCAUCACCAUGAAGUUGAGCUUUUUUUUUUCAGGGUCACAAUGCUAGAUGCUUGCUUUUUUUUUUUGGAAAAAAAGACUUUUCAGAUGAAAGUUGAUGUAUGUAUAUAAUACAUGUACAUAAAGACCAUAUCCAACUUCAGAAACAAUAGAUUGUAAUCUCGCCUGUGAACUUUCAUCGGGUAAAAAAGUUUCUUGUUCAGUUCUUCUCUCAAGAGAUUCCAAAGAAGCGUUUGAACAUUUUU
Camelina sativa (false flax) is the source of this 719-nucleotide messenger RNA. RefSeq names its product ubiquitin-like protein ATG12A. NCBI's taxonomy places the organism in Eukaryota, Viridiplantae, Streptophyta, Magnoliopsida, Brassicales, Brassicaceae. Gene Ontology annotation, cellular component: Atg12-Atg5-Atg16 complex; cytoplasm; autophagosome membrane. Gene Ontology annotation, molecular function: Atg8-family ligase activity. The record is from RefSeq and is a predicted model, not a curated record. Gene Ontology annotation, biological process: piecemeal microautophagy of the nucleus; autophagosome maturation; autophagy of mitochondrion.